UCAUCAACACAGUUUAUAGUUUUUCUUUCCAAACAAACAAAAACUUCCCCGGAAAAAUCAUCUUCUCUAGUCACAAAAACAAAAGUUUCCCUUAAGUUCAUUUAUAAUUAUUCAUCAAUGGCAUAUGAAGGAGAUCUGCAUCUAAAAGCAACAGAGCUAAGAUUAGGGUUACCAGGGAGCGAUGAGUCUGAUAAGAAGCAAUCGAUUCCCUGCGUAAGAAGCAACAAAAGAGCUUCACCAGAAAUAUCAGAAGAAUCAAGAACCAGAAGCAAUGGUUCUAGUGUCUCUAAUUGUGAAAGUGGCAGUGAUGACAGAGAUUGUGGACCUCCAGCCAAAGCACAAGUAGUAGGGUGGCCACCAAUCAGAUCUUAUAGGAAAAAUUGUUUCCAAGCAAAGCGAAAUGAAGGUGAAGGUGGUUGCAUGUAUGUUAAAGUGAGCGUGGAUGGAGCUCCUUAUUUGAGAAAGAUUGAUCUUAAGAUGUACAAAAGCUACCCAGAACUCCUCAAGGCAUUGGAGAAUAUGUUCAAGCUAACUAUUGGUGAGUAUUCAGAGAGAGAAGGGUACAAUGGAUCUAACUAUGCUCCUACUUAUGAAGACAAAGAUGGUGAUUGGAUGCUUGUUGGAGAUGUUCCAUGGGAAAUGUUUAUUUGCUCUUGCAAGAGGCUGAGAAUUAUGAGGGGAUCAGAAGCUACAGGAUUGAGCUGUUUAUGAAAAAAGAGAGAGACGGCGAGAGGGAGAAGAGAAUUAUAAUAUUGGCCAAAGGUAAAGCUAAAGAAAAAUGGCUGGCUUGUGUUCUCCAAGAAGCUAGGUUUCGAUCUUGGAUUGCAGGAAAGGAGAUGAAAGAUAUUGAUCGCAUCUUUUUAAGAUUUUGGGUUUUGUUUCCAUGGCGUCAUACCUUAAAAUACUUAUUUUUAUGUAUGCAUAUAUAUACUUGGGAAAAUAAUAAAAAAAUAUAAAAUAUCAUGGAGAUUCAACUGUACAAAGCAAAAAAAAAGAAAAGAAAGAAAACCUUACUUUCCCUCUAGACUUCAAGAUAUAUGUACGUACGUAUAAUUUAGGAUUAUAAAGAAAGACAAAGCAAUAUACCGAUUUUUGUGGAGAAGUAUGUUCUAUGUAUGUAUUACAAUUAUCAAAACUCAAAAGUAAUAACAUAUCGAAAUACAAGUUAUUUUAUCCAAGAA
Molecule: messenger RNA, 1181 nt
Organism: Jatropha curcas
Lineage: Eukaryota; Viridiplantae; Streptophyta; Magnoliopsida; Malpighiales; Euphorbiaceae
Product: auxin-induced protein 22D
Biological process (GO): regulation of DNA-templated transcription
Cellular component (GO): nucleus
Source: RefSeq, a predicted model, not a curated record